CUCUAAGGUGCACAAAAUGAUCCGUGAAGUUUGUCUCAUUGCUCUCCUCUGUGUUGCUGGAGUCUUCUCCAGGACUCUUGAGUCCCCCGAGACAGACCCCGCCUGGGCAGCCAAUUGGGAAGGCUUCAUUGUUGGUGGUCAGAACGCUGUAGCUGGACAGUUUCCCCAUGUGGUUUCCCUAAGAUCCACUGCCAACAGCCACUUCUGCGGUGCUUUCAUCGUGAACAACAGAUGGGUUGUUUCAGCUGCUCACUGCACCAUCAGUCGCAACCCUGGCAACACUUGGAUCGUCGUUGGUGCUCUUCAGCUCAGUUCUGGUGGAACUAAUGUCGGAACUUCCCGUAUUGAAAACCACCCUGACUAUUCUGGAAUAACUUUAGCCAAUGAUGUCUGUGCCCUUCAGACACAGAACACGAUCACCUUCUCCAAUACUGUACAACCUCUUAGUAUGGGAUCCACGCACAUUGGUGGAGGAGCCCAAGCUACCGCUGCCGGUUGGGGACGCAUUGGACACAAUCUGCCCCUUGCUAACACCCUUCAGUGGCUCAAUGUCCAGACCAUUACCAACGAAGAUUGUCGCAACCGUCAUAGCGCUAUCAAUGCUCUCCGUGUCCAUGACAACACCAUCUGUACCUUCACACGCCAAGGUGAGGGUAUGUGCAACGGAGACUCUGGAUCUGCUCUCUUCAUUGGAAACAGCGCCAUUGGUAUCGUUUCCUGGGGUAUUCCAUGUGCUCAGGGCUUCCCUGAUAACUUCGCUCGUGUGUCUUCUCACCGCAACUGGCUUAUCGGCCAUACCGGAUAAACUGCUGGCUUGAAUGUCUCACGCUUGUGAAAAAAACGUCUCAACAAUAAAUUAAAAUGCAUUCUGCAAAAAAAA
This is a messenger RNA of Phlebotomus papatasi, 880 nucleotides long. Its product is annotated as chymotrypsin-2-like. Gene Ontology annotation, biological process: proteolysis. NCBI's taxonomy places the organism in Eukaryota, Metazoa, Arthropoda, Insecta, Diptera, Psychodidae. The transcript is spliced from 2 exons. The record is from RefSeq and is a predicted model, not a curated record. The coding region runs from base 17 to 805 and encodes 262 amino acids. Gene Ontology annotation, molecular function: serine-type endopeptidase activity.